Leptomonas pyrrhocoris is the source of this 720-nucleotide messenger RNA. RefSeq lists its product as hypothetical. The record is from RefSeq and is a predicted model, not a curated record. The coding region runs from base 160 to 720 and encodes 186 amino acids. The transcript has a single exon. Lineage: Eukaryota; Euglenozoa; Kinetoplastea; Trypanosomatida; Trypanosomatidae.
GACCCCACAGCCUUUUUUGUUACAAUAGAACUUUUCUUUCCGCUCUUCCUUGUAGGUUGCACACGACUUGAACAGCGAGAGAGAGAGAGAGAGAGAACUGCAUAAUAGAUUACCCUAUCCCCCUCCUCCUGUGUUCACCUUUUCCACUACGGAGAGACCAUGUACGCGUCAUACGCUGUAGGUGGCGUCUCAGACGGCACUUUCACGCAGGACCCGCGUGUCUACCGUCCUCCUCUGGCACCGCCACCGCCGUCUUCCUCCAUUGCUAUACAGCAGCUCCUCUGCGACGAGAUAGAGGGCCGGAUGAGACUCGCAUGUGACGCGCUGACGGACUUCCAGCGCGUUGUCGGCCUCUGCGUCUCGGAGCGGUUUGGACGCUGGACCUUUACGUUAGCCCCAUCCAUGCACAGCGGUAGCGGGUGGUGCUGCCCGCGCUGCGGCUACUCCCAGCAAGACGCCGAAAGCGAUGGGACUGCGCUGCAGUCGAAGGUUCAUAGCAAGACCGCGGCAGCGAAGGUGCGAGAUCUUUUUGCCCACGGCAGCUGCAGGACACCUUUGUGUUCUGCUGACGAAUUGCGCAGGACGUCGGACCGCUGCCAGUACGCCGCAGAUGCGUCUGCACUUUUAGAAAAGAGGUACAUGUUCCAGCAAGAGUUUGGUAGCUUGCUGCAACGCAUCAGUGCGGCUAGCCGCGGGAUUCAAGACAGUGUUACGCGUUGA